Rhincodon typus (whale shark) is the source of this 2682-nucleotide messenger RNA. Its product is annotated as stromal cell-derived factor 1-like. Gene Ontology annotation, biological process: immune response; chemokine-mediated signaling pathway. Gene Ontology annotation, molecular function: chemokine activity. Gene Ontology annotation, cellular component: extracellular region. NCBI's taxonomy places the organism in Eukaryota, Metazoa, Chordata, Chondrichthyes, Orectolobiformes, Rhincodontidae. The coding region runs from base 126 to 404 and encodes 92 amino acids. The record is from RefSeq and is a predicted model, not a curated record. The transcript has 4 exons.
UAAAAAGUUAGGAUGGGGGUGGAUUCUUUCCAACUGCAGAGCUACAUUUAGCCGGAAAUAAUUUGAAUUUGGGAUCUCUGAAUCUGUGGUGACUGUGCUGUGCAAACCUCUCCAAACCACCCAACAUGAAUGUGAAAAGUUCCAUAUUAAUUGCUCUUCUGGUUGGGGUAACCUGCAUCAACUGGUCUUGGGAAAAGCCAUCGUCAAUAAUUAACAGAUGCAAGUGCAGAGGUGGCACAACUCGACUGAGCCCAAACAGCAUUCAAAAACUGAUGAUCCUGCCAAUUCCAAACUGCCCCCUGCAAAUUAUAGCCACUUUGAAGAACAAUGGUGACCAGAUCUGCAUUCAUCCUAAAACAAGAUGGCUUCGUUUCAGAAACAGAAAUCUGAAAUCCAUGAUGUAAAGGCUACGAAGAUGUGAUGAUCCUCAGUGCUGAUGCAACUACAGAAAACUGAGAUACCCUUAUGUAUUCCAUGCAGACUGCCAUCAUGCACAGUAUAUUACCCAGUAACCAGCCUUACGAUAUGAUUUACGAGCUGAAUAUCUAUAUAGGAAUACAUGGAGACCUGUGUCUUAAGGUUCUCUGUGACAACCACUUUAUUAGCCGUUCGUCUAGAUAUGUCACGUCAACCUUAAGUUUUAAAACUUGAAAAGAACCUAAAAGAGCUGAGCACUCGCAUCACAGUUUCAAUCCUGCAGUUUUGAUGAGGUUUAAAAGUUGCCAUUGUGACAAUGCAACCUGCAGGCUUUGCCUAGUAAUAUACAUGAAUCUGGCUACCCAACAGCUUCUAUAAAAUAAGCAAGCUUUGAACUCAGUCAACUUCUUAUAAUCUCAAAGGUGCAGUUACUACAGAACAAACCAAGAUUAUUUGAACCCUCCGACCCAGUCAUAAGUUCAGUGGGAGUUUAAUGGAAAUCGCUGCUUUCCCUGAGAAAUCUUUUGGUCUCCCACCAGGGUCUUAGUUGGAGCUAAACUGGUGGGAUUUAAGUUUAAUCCACAAAUUACAUAUGCACACUUGAGUUUUGCAGAAUCCUGUAUUCUGAAUAAUAGCAAAGAACUUGCAGGAAUUGGCAAAGUUUUGGAGCGGAGAGGUAGAACAAGAUAUGCAGUUUAAAUGCCACAGCAGUAAAGAGUUCUCACUCACUGCAAGACAGAUGCAUCAUUCCACAUCGAAGCCUUGGCGCCAAGGGGGAAAUGAUGCAUCUAUCCCAGUGCACAGGGUAAGGAAACCUAGCAGGAAAAAUAAACAUAAUAGCAGUCAAUGGCAGACCCACAAAACAUUAAUAAUAGUCAGAAUGUUUAGGUGAGAAGGUAAUCUCUUGGCGUUUUGGUCUGCUUCUUGCAAAACAUAAACAUAUGUUGAUAAUGUCAAAAAAAAUAGAAAAUAUAUUUUCUCAUUAAGUGUUAAUCAUGUAAAACAAAAAUCAAGCUUUAAUUCUUUCAGUUUGUAAACUUUAUAAAUUGUGGGGGCAGGAAUGCCUUUCAAAGUGCUCAUUUGGAUCAGUUGUAAGUAGUCUUACUUUUAAGUCAAAAAAAUUAUGUCCUCGACCAGCUUGUGACCCAAAAACCUAAGAUUUACACUGUAGUGCUGUAUUGAGGUGAGCUGUUGAUUUCAAUCCCCUCUUUGUACAGACAUUAGCAACACUGCAACAAUAAUCAGAUGUUAAAACCCUGGCCCACAACAGGUCAAUCAAUCAUCUAUCCCACAGCAGCUUAGGAGAUCUAGCUGUGUGCACAAUGUGUUUGCAAUGAUAUUGACCAUGUUUCAAAUUAUUGUGUGCAAGAUGCUCAGUGCCACUCAAAGCUGUGAUGAGAUGAUUUUUAUAAACCCUGAGGAUAAUCCCAGUGGAAAAUCUUUGAGUGAAGAAUACCAAAAUGCAAAGGUUUUUUUUUUGUUUGAAGAAUAUGCAUGAAAGCAUUUAAACCAGUUGGAACACAUUUAAAAAGAUUAUAUUAAUAUCAUGUAAUCGAAGCUACUGACAACAGCAUAUAUACUGCAAUUAUUGUUGAUAUAAAUUCAGUUAUAUUAAACAGUAUCAAUGUCUGGGGUGGGAGGGACAAGCCAGAUUUAUUUAGAGAAAUUUGAAACAGGGUGGUCUGAAUAAAAACUGAAUUACUUUCAGAAAUCAAUCUAGAAUGCCCCAGGGAACAGGUAUAUUCUAUAAGCCGGUCAUUAUAAGCAUAAAUCUGCAUAAUGGUACUGAUUUCUCCUUCUUACACAGUGAUCUGUACCAACUAUUGAUUUUGUCCUUGAAUAUUCUACAUUGUUUUCCAAAUAUUUCACAAGUACGGUAACAAGCUGUAAUUGGGAAUUCUGAUGCCUUUCUGUCUGACUGCAUUCUUGAGUCAGGUUUACUCAUUGUAACACAAUACAAUGCUACUUUUAUAGGGUUCCUUCUAAUUCUUUCUAAAUUUACAAAGUCUUUGUGCUGACUCCCAGGAGUUCAGCUUGCUUUGUUUCUGGCCUCUGUCUUGUUUCCUGCCCCAAAUCUAUGGUUGUUGCAAAGGAAAGUGAAGAAUUUGUGCAAGUUACAGUUGCUGCCAGAAAUGUUUAUUCAGAUAUUCUCUUCUCUGGAGUUCCCUAAAAUGUGGAAAAAGAUCUUAUUCCCCCGGAAACGCUUUCUGUUCAAGCUAUGCUUUUGAGCAAUGGUUAUACAAAAUAAAAGCAUUUUGAACUUAA